AUGGACUUGGAGAAUUUGAAGCCGUUCAUGGCGAUGGUGGGUGUAGAUUUUGGGUAUGCCGUAGUGAAUAUUCUGAUGGAGGCAGCUCUUAGCCAUGGAAUGAACCACUUGACUCUCAUCACUUAUCGCCUCUGCAUCGCAUCCAUUUCCUUGGGCCCCAUCGCAUACUUUUAUGAAAGGGAUGGUCGAGGCAAACUCUCCUUUCGUAUCCUCUCUUAUUUGUUCUUAAGCUCCAUUCUUGGGGCUUCGCUCACCCAAUACUGCUUUCUUCUGGGCAUCGAACACACCUCCGCUACUUUCGCCUGUGCAUUCCUCAACAUGAUCCCUGUCGCCACUUUUCUCAUGGCUCUUCUCUUUAGGUUGGAGAAGGUGAAGUUGAAAUCCAACAGUGGAAAAGCCAAGAUGCUGGGAACCGUGAUUUGCAUCUCCGGCGCGGUGCUGUUGAUCACGUUCAAAGGACCAGCUUUGGCCAACGGUUCAUACGUCGCCAAGAAAGCUGCCGCCGCCGCGGUGAAGAAGACGAAUCAGACGUUGGGGUGCAUAGCUCUGGUGGUCGGAACUCUACUGUGGUCGUCAUGGUUUCUCCUGCAGUCAAAGAUCGGGAAGAGAUAUCCGUACGAGUACUCCAGCACCGCCAUCAUGUCCUUCUUCGGUGCCGCCCAAUCCGCCGUCUUCAGCCUCUCCACGGGCGCCACUCUUUCCUCUUGGGCCCUCCAUGGCAACAUUCAAAUCAUCACCGUUGUGUACUCUGGGAUGAUCGGAUCGGGGCUGUGCGUGGUGGGAACCUCAUGGUGCGUUAAAAAGAGAGGUCCAGUUUUCACUGCAGCCUUCAACCCCUUGGUUCAGAUAAUUGCAGGCAUGUUCGACAUCCCCUUCUUCCACGACCCACUCUAUCUCGGGAACGUGUUGGGGUCGCUGAUGGUAAUAAUUGGACUCUACAUUUUGCUGUGGGGAAAGAGCCAGGAAAUGGAGGGCUCUGUUUCGAAGGUGGUGGCCAUGGACCAAAUUACAACUACAGCUGCUGAAGAUUGUGAGAUCAAAGAAUUUAAACAUGAUGAUAAUCCAUAG
Momordica charantia (bitter melon) is the source of this 1068-nucleotide messenger RNA. RefSeq names its product WAT1-related protein At3g30340-like. NCBI's taxonomy places the organism in Eukaryota, Viridiplantae, Streptophyta, Magnoliopsida, Cucurbitales, Cucurbitaceae. The record is from RefSeq and is a predicted model, not a curated record. Gene Ontology annotation, cellular component: membrane. Gene Ontology annotation, molecular function: transmembrane transporter activity.